This is a messenger RNA of Synchiropus splendidus (mandarinfish), 3840 nucleotides long. RefSeq names its product UDP-Gal:betaGlcNAc beta 1,4- galactosyltransferase, polypeptide 3 (gene b4galt3). The record is from RefSeq and is a predicted model, not a curated record. Gene Ontology annotation, molecular function: glycosyltransferase activity. Gene Ontology annotation, biological process: galactosylceramide biosynthetic process; carbohydrate metabolic process. NCBI's taxonomy places the organism in Eukaryota, Metazoa, Chordata, Actinopteri, Syngnathiformes, Callionymidae. Bases 561 to 1841 code for a protein of 426 amino acids. The transcript has 8 exons.
GUCUGUGUUGACACUUGGUCGCUGAUGCUGUCAUGACCCUGCGUGCGAUUGCGCUUGUCACUGUUCACACGACAAGGAAGCAGCCGAAACAUUGCGUUUUUGAUGGCAGAUUUGGAGAGGAGACGUAAGAUAGAGAGGCUAGUCGCUUUGUUUCGGUCCACCGCUUGUGCUUGACGGCAGCGGCCCGUCGGUUGUCCAUGAAGGCUGGGGGCUGGAUUUACAUCGUCGCAGGGAUGUGCUGAACACAAGAAGAUGAAAGGAGAAAGAGGAGGAGAGAGAUGGAGUGAUCCGUUCCUCAGCUGGGGCUUAUUUUAAUGCCAUCAUUUUGAAGACGCUGGUCUAUGGUCAGAAGGUGAUGGCAGUGCCCACUGAGCUUCACCACUACUUCCAGCCGUUCUUACUGAUGGACCGCCUCCUGCACGCCUGAGCUCUCUCAACGCUGCCUCCCUCCCCCUCCUUCCUCCUGCCUCUCCGCCAUCAUUCCCCUCGUCAUCCUGCCUCCACUCACUUUCCCCUGCUCCCAUUCACUUUCCUUGUGCGAGGCCUCACACUUGUGUAUUAUGGCGUGUUGUGGACGUUCCCUGGACUCACCGUGCACAUUGGCCAUGCUGAUGGGCUUCCAGUUUGCCUUUGUGCUCUACUUCUCCCUGGGGGGCUUCAAAGGCUUGGUGUCUGUCCUGGUUCACACCACAGAGCCAGAAUUUGAUUACUCACGACCACAUGACGUGUACACCAACCUCAGUCAUCUGGGUGCACCCCCUCCCCCACCGCAUAACUCUGGCACCGGGCCCCCCGCCACUGGACAACCACUGAGAGACUGCCAGAUCCCCUCACCGCUGCUGGUGGGACCGGUGUCCGUUCAACUGUACUCACCUCUGUCUCUGGAGGAAAUCAGACAGAGAAACCCUUUAGUGACACCAGGCGGACGCUACAGACCUCCAGACUGUGAACCCCGUCAUCACACUGCCAUCGUGGUUCCGUACCGGAACCGUCAGACACACCUCCGCGCCCUCCUUUAUCACCUCCACCCUUUCCUUCAGCGACAGCAGAUUCAUUACAGCAUCUAUAUCGUGCAGCAGUGGGGCAACGGCACUUUUAACCGAGCCAAGCUGCUGAACGUCGGCGUGCGUGAAGCUCUCAGAGAUGAAGACUGGAGCUGCAUCUUCCUCCACGACGUCGACCUCUUACCUGAGAAUGACCACAACACCUACAGCUGUAACAAGCAGUUUCCCACCCACCUGUCUGUGGCCAUGGACAAGUUCAGAUACAGGCUCCCAUAUCCGCAGUACUUUGGCGGCGUUUCCGCGGUCACACCGGAUCAGUAUAUGAAGAUGAACGGCUUCCCGAACCAGUACUGGGGAUGGGGUGGAGAAGACGAUGACAUUGCUGCCAGAGUGCGUCUCUCUGGCAUGAAGAUAGUGCGCCCUCCAGUGGCCAUCGGCCAUUAUAAAAUGAUCAAGCACCGUGGAGACAGAGGCAACGAGCAAAAUCCACGCAGAUUUGACCUUUUGAAAAGGACCCGGCUCAACUGGCGGUCAGACGGCCUCAACUCCCUGACGUAUGAGCUGCUUUCCAAAGAGCUGGAGCCGCUCUACGUCAACCUGACCGUCAACAUUGGAGAAGACCCUCGCCUGCCUAGAGGGAAAACUGGCCUGAGAAUGGCGCCCCCUGUCCACCAAAACUCUGCCCACAAGACUGAAGCGAAGCAGGACUCUACAAGAAGCGUGAGUGUGAAGUCAGAAGUGAAAAAUAGUACUUUGUCAAAACCUCGAGAGGUGAGAUUGGACAAGACCGACGACCCGAACCAAACGACGCUGGAGAAAACCGCUGUGACACAGUAGAGUGGGCGGAGCCGAGCGUUUCUCCUGAUGCUGCACCAGCUUUGGGGCUCGAACAGGACAUAGAAAUGUAAAGAAGCUUCAAAACCUCUAGCGUCUCAUCUGCUGACCUGCAGCUUCUGCUCCACUACUGUGGGUCCGUUGUGGGCUUGUAUUUCUGUGCCUUUUUUAUUACUGUGUAUUCAACAAACUAGUAUAGUCGCUUGUGGGUUGAACUUUCUUUCCUCCAAAUGUUUCAGGAGUGCGGGUCGUAUGGAACAAACAUGCUUGUUAGUCAGUUCUAGAGUUUAUAUAUCUGUUGACAUUUAAAAAUUUGAUUUUCUUCAUUUGGUUUCUGUGUGGUGCCCGUCUGGGUUUGUAGACAAUCAAAUCAAAGCAAAUAUUAAUUCUUUUAACAGUAAACAGUGGUGUAAGGGGAUCAAAUCCAUCCGUUUAGAUGACAGUAAAUACAUGACUUUUAUUACCAGCAUUACUUCACUUAGUAGUUUCCUUUGUCAUAUCAUGUUUCUGUGCCAAACUAUGAUGUGUUUUCUAUCCCACGAGAAGAACUGUUAUCCAUGUGAAUACACAAGUAGCAUUUAGCAGGGGCUGUGUUUUGUGUCUGCAUUUAUAUUUCCUUAUCGUCAUUAUGGACUGAGCUGCUGCAACAGACACAUAUAAGACUAAAUAUUUAACGUUUCAAAACGCGGCAGCAAUGGAACCCUUCAAAUCAAGUAUCUUGGCCUCAUAUUUUGGAGCGACAACUCAGAAUUAUAAAUCCUGCUAGUCUGUUUCACGUUUAUUGUGGUCAUCAUCAACAGAUAUUAACAAAAACUCACUGCUCAUUGCAAAGCAUUUCAUUUGUGUAUUUUUAACAAAUUAAUCACUACUUUGUCAUGAAUAAUGACACAUUUUAAAAGCACAUAAUCGCUAGUUAAAAUAUAGUUAAACUGAGACAUCAUUACACUGGUAGAAGUCACUCCCAUAAUGCACUGCAAGUCACGUUUUUAUUUCAAAAAUGUUCAUUCUGUUUAAAUCAAGACGUUUUUCUUACUUGUUUCUGCUUGCGGUAUGUUGUGGAGUCUGUCAUAUGUGUCAAACCUCCUCACCAUUCUUGUUUACAUCACGUGGACAGCUAAUGUAUGAUCGCUGAAUGUAUUUCUGAAGUCAUGGUGUUCUCCCUUUACGUCUGCGCUGCAUUUGUGUGACGUCAACACUGUGCCUCAUGACAGAACCCUAUUCAGGAUUGAUACUACUGACGCCAUCCAGUGGUCGAGUCGGGUAUCACUUCAGUUCGGAGGCUCCACAGUCUGAAUGAAACUGCAGUGCUGUGACUUGAAUGUUAAUUAUUAUUGUCUGCCAUUCACAGCUUUCAGCCAAUCAAACUGUUGCAGUAUUUUUUUUGUUCUUCUGCGUCAACUCUAUGGAUCCUUAAAGAUACAGACACCAUCUAGUGGUUUGCUAAACCAAAUGUAUGGAUUUAGUUUUAUAAUAACGAUUAUUUAUUGAGAUUAUAAUCGCUCUUUUAACGCGUGCUGUAUUGAUUGUGUUAGCAUAAACAUUGCCUAGCUCUAUUUCACAGUGAGUUAGGAAUCACCAUUGAUAAUGCCUGUAUACAUGACACGAGAUGCUGACAAACUGAAAGCUUUUAAGGAUGUAAUGUAAUCUCAGCAGAUUAAUCAGCAAAUUGUGAUCUUACCUGGAGAUUGUUCUAUAUUUAAUAAAUAGGAUAGUUUUAUAUGAGAUGAUUCAUAUACUGUGUAUGUCGGAAUUAUACAUGUAAUGGAAUGCAAUUUCUUAUCAGAUGAGGUUUGUUUGGAAAUGCUUGCUAACUUGAAGUAGCCUGGAUUAUUUUAACAGCUUUAUUGUGGCGACAAUAACAGGAUCAUGUCUAUUUACUGAUCGUAACAAUAACUAGGGUUGAACAAAGGUGUGCUGCUCAUGUGUGCAGGAGGCGGUUGGGUUGCUUUGAUGGACAGUCUUAUAAUCGACCGCAAAUAUGUGAUUCAAUAAACAACAUCAA